AUGUGGGAGUUAUUGAACGAGGAUUUGUCGAAAGUUUCCAAGGUUAAGUUGGGAGGUGAAACUGGUGAUUUCCGUUUGAUCAUGGCCAAACAGUUCCCUCGUUCUAUCCCUUUGCCAUGCGAACCAGACGAUCCCAACGCAAUGGAGAAGUUGCAAUUGGAAAUCAUUGUUCAUUCUAAAAUCAUUACGCACGAAUCUGCUCUUCUCUCCCAAAUGUUUCAAGACAGAAACCGGGACGAAUUCCAACGUUAUCCUGACAGAGGAGCCAUGCGACUUGAAAAAGACCUUGUCGGCUCAAUGCUGGUUCUCCUUGCAAUCGUCCACGGAGACACCCAAUACCUCGUUCAAUCCAAUCUCUCUACUUCGGAAUUCAUCAGUUUGCUGGAGCACGCAGAAAAAUAUGGCCUCUCACGACAUUUGGUACCGCAUCUCGGGGGAUGGAUGCCUAAUGAGUCUGGAAGAAAACUGUUUGUAUCUGGCGGCGAUAUUGUCAGGCUCGCGUGGGCUGCUCGAGAAAUCGGUUCGGGAGACAUCUACCGCGAGGAGAUCAUCAAGCUCGCCAUCCUGAUUCCAUUGACGGGCGACCCCUCGCCAAAUGUUGAACGAGACGAUUAUAACAAAUUCUAUGCCAAAAUCUUAGAGGAUGCAGAUAAGUUCCGCGAUUAUGCCAUGCUGGCCAUAAGAGAGCGGCUCCUUGAGCAUCGAAACAACGCCUCAAAUUCCCAAGGUUGUGUAAACGCCUGGGCAACCGAAGAGGAUCGCCAGAGAUGCAACUCCAUGAUCACAGAAUCCUGGAAGAAGGCUAUCAACUCGGUCGGAGAUGGAUUCGAUAGCUUCAUCAAGGAUGACCGGAAGGAGAACGAGCCGGUCAAGUGUUCAGAAUACUCUGGUCACAUUCUCAGGAUUCUAGAAACAACGUGCGAUACCAUCUGGCACCACGAGUCUUGCGAUCCUUUCAGAAAGAUGCAGGAGAUUUCGGGAGACAGCUUAUGGCCACAGCUUGACGAUACAGAAGCUGACGAUACAGAAGCUUAG
Messenger RNA from Colletotrichum lupini, 1035 nucleotides. RefSeq lists its product as uncharacterized. The record is from RefSeq and is a predicted model, not a curated record. The transcript is spliced from 2 exons. NCBI's taxonomy places the organism in Eukaryota, Fungi, Ascomycota, Sordariomycetes, Glomerellales, Glomerellaceae. The coding region runs from base 1 to 1035 and encodes 344 amino acids.